AUGAGCAGAGUAAAUUGUUCACCAUUUAUCAAAAGAAGUAAUACAAGACAGUAUACAUAAAAAAUAAGAAGCUUAACUAGCAAAAUUAUUGAUGAAAAUGCAGAAAUACAAGGUUAAAUAAUUGAUAUAGAAGAAGCAUGGAUAAGCUUAAGUAAAGACUAAAGCUAUAAAACAUAAGAAGACAUUAUGAAACAAAUAGAUUAAUUUAGUAAACUUAAAUACUUUAAAACUAUAAUUGAAGAAGGAGGAUAUGAGCUACUCAAGUAAGCUUUUGUAAAUGCAAGAGCUGUGUAAACUUUUUCUGAUGAAAUACUGUUUAGAUAAGGAAGUUAAGCAGAUGAAAUGUUAGUGUUACUCGAGGGAAAAGUUAAUUUAUAUUAUAUUCCAAAUAUUGAUCAUCUAUAGAGUGCAGAGCACGAAAGCUAAGAAAAUCUUAAAAAAAAAAAUAUGCUAAUCAAAACAUUUAAAGCUGGUGAAGCAAUUGGAAAUCUUAAUCUUUACUUCAAUAAGCCUUUUAAAGGUAUGGCAAUAUGUUAAGAAUCAUGUAAAUUUGUUUCUAUAAACAAAUACAUAUAUACAAAAACUUUAGUAAAUGCUGAUAGAAUCUUCGUUGAAUCUUAGCUAGAUUUCCUAAGGUCUAUAAAUAUAUUAAGCCAUUGGAAUGACGAUAAACUGGUCGAAAUACUUUUAUUAUCAUUCAUAGAAAAAGUUAAUCUCUACACAGUCAUAUUCAACUAAGGAUAAAUAUCAACAGAUUUUUACAUUGUAAAGAGUGGUUAAUAUGGACUUUAUUAGAAAAGAACUGACCACUUCUCUAUUUCCUCGCACAUACCACCAAAUUUUAAAAAACCAUAAAAUAACGAAUAAAUUCAAAAAGAAAACUAAGAUUAAAACCUUUUGUCAAGCUAUUAAGAUGAAUUCUCUUAAUAAAAUCAUCUGAUUUAUCUUCAUGAAUAUGGACCAUUAGAUCAUUUUGGACAACAAGAUAUAAUGGAAAAUAAAAGGAGAGCUGGAUUUGUUGUAUGUAAAAGCAAAGAUGGUGGAGAGCUCUUACGAAUUAAAAGCUAUAUAUUUAUACAGUUUAUUCUAGCUGACCCUAUCACCUAAAAGUUAUUAAUAUAAGGGAAAAUAUAAGACUAGUAAAUAUAUAAUCCAUAGAAAAGGCUCCAAAAUUUUAUUAGCAAUCAGUAAAAUAUAGAUAUAGAUAAAUAUUGCAAUUAAAUCAAAGAUUUGAAAAAUCAUAUCCUCUCUGACAAAUAAUAAAAAUACCAUUUUCUUAAUGUAAAAAUAGCUUAAAAUAAAUCUUUUUUUGAUAACCAUAACCAUAAUACUACUUUUAGAGGAAAAUCUAUAAACAAUGAUCAUAUUUAAGAUUCGCGUUCUACAGCUUUGACUGAUUUAACAAAAAAUGGUGAGUCUUAAUCUAUAACUAUUCACUCAAGAAAUUUCAGUUUACCUAAAAUAAGUACUACCAACAAAAGUUAUAUAUAAUAGAACUCCUUAACUAAUAUACAAUAAAAAAGAAAAUUACAGUAAAAUAGUUAAUCUAUCCAUUCUCUAGGAAAUUAAUGCUAAUCUUUAAAUUAUUUUUUUGAAAUCUCUCCAAUUUCUUCUCCUAUAAUUAAUGUAAAACCCUCAUUAAAAAGCUUCUAAGAAUUGCAUUCACCUCAAACUCCUUUUAAAAAGUAGAAUGAUAAUUCUAUGAUACAUUUAAUAGAAAAAAGCUUUCACAAAUAAAAAGGGGUUAGGCCUUAUAGAUUAUCAGAAAUUGAAUUAUGA
Molecule: messenger RNA, 1779 nt
Organism: Tetrahymena thermophila SB210
Lineage: Eukaryota; Ciliophora; Oligohymenophorea; Hymenostomatida; Tetrahymenidae
Product: cyclic nucleotide-binding domain protein
Exons: 5
Source: RefSeq, a predicted model, not a curated record